This is a messenger RNA of Taeniopygia guttata (zebra finch), 1555 nucleotides long. Lineage: Eukaryota; Metazoa; Chordata; Aves; Passeriformes; Estrildidae. The record is from RefSeq and is a predicted model, not a curated record.
CGGCGGCGGCGGAAGGCGGGAAGCGGCGGCGCCUGCGGCGGCGGCCCCAGAGACGCGUCCGGAGCCGCGAUGGCCGCCAAGGUGAAGGUGGAGAAACCAGAACUCUCUCCCGGAGCCGCCCGGCGCCGCCUCGAGGCCGUUCUGGAGCAGCUGCAGCAGCGCGGCCGGGAGCCGCUGGAGGAGGAACCCGGAAAGGGCCCCGGAGAGGCCCCGCCCAAGGAGGCCUCGCCCAGCGCCCCUGGGAAGAGGCCCCCCGGGCGUUUCCCGCAGCAGAGGAGGAAGAAGAGGCGGGAGGGGGGGGAGGGGCCCGAGACGCCCCCCCCGAAACAGAACUCGUUCGUGAUCCGGCUGUUUGACCGCAGCGUGGAGCUGGGGCAGUUCCCGGCCGGGACCCCCCUGUACCCCGUGUGCCGCGCCUGGAUCGGGCACAGCCCCGCGCCCGCCCCCGCCCCCGAGCAGGCCCCGCCCGGCUCCGAGGACGUUCUGGCCCUGCCCCCGCCCGGCCCCGCCCUGACCCCGCGCGUCCCCUCCCCCCUCGGCCCCGAGGAGAGCGGGGCCCCGCCCGGACAGGCUCCUGACCCCGCCCCCUCCAUCACCUCUCUGAUCUACCGGAACAUGGAGAGAUGGAAACGCGUCCGGCAGCGGUGGCGGGAGGCGGCGCAGCGGCAGCAGCAGCGCUACGGGCCCAGCCUGCGCCUGCUGCGCCUCAUCUACGAGAGACAGUGAGGCCACGCCCCCGGACACGCCCCCGGACACGCCCACCGCUGCCACGCCCACAUUGGCCACACCCACCGUGGCCACGCCCACUCUCAGACCACACCCACAUUGACCACACCCACUCAGACCACACCCACACAGACCACGCCCACCCUGGCCACGCCCACCCUGGCCACGCCCACAUUGACCACACCCACCUAGACCACACUCAGACCAUGCCCACAUUGACCACACCCACUCAGACCACACCCACUCUGACCACGCCCACAGCCACACUGACCACGCCCACAUUGACCAAACCCAUCGUGACCACGCCCACAUUGACCAAAACUCAGACCACGCCCACAUUGGCCACGCCCACAUUGGUCACACACACUCAGACCACGCCCACAUUGACCAAAACUCUGGCCACGCCCACUCUGACCAUGCCCACACCCACUGUGACCACGCCCACAGUUUACUCUCACACUGACCACGCCCACAUUGACCACACCGACAUUGACCAUGACCAGACCACACCCACACAGACCACGCCCACUCAGACCACACCCACCCUGACCAUGACUACACCCACUCAGACCACGCCCACAUUGACCAGCCCCACCCUGACCACGCCCACAUUGACCACACCCAUUCUGAUCACGCCCACACCCACCGUGACCACGCCCACACUGUUUACUCUCACCCUGACCACGCCCACUCAGACCACGCCCACAUCGACCAGACCCACUCUGACCACGCCCACCCUGACCACGCCCUCAUUUGCCACACCCACCUAGGCCACUCCCACACCCGCCCUGACCACGCCCCUCCACUAAUAAAACCUCCUGCAUUUGCA